Molecule: messenger RNA, 516 nt
Organism: Arabis nemorensis
Lineage: Eukaryota; Viridiplantae; Streptophyta; Magnoliopsida; Brassicales; Brassicaceae
Source: the annotation of a GenBank genome assembly
AUGGAUCAAGAAAUCUGGAGAUCUCUGCAACAGCUUACCUUGGGUUCUGAUCAAGCUCCACUACAACUUCAGCCAGAAACCAGAAGUCGAACAGCCAGGAACAGUCGGCUUACCCUUAUUGUCAAGGGUCUCAACCCUAGUCAUCAAAAUCUCAAGCCGAUGAAGAGUACACUCCCUGUCGCAUGGAAGAUGGAGGGUCGAGUUUUAGGGCAGGUUAGAAUCUAUAACCUACCAAAUGAGCAUCGAAAUGUCCAAACUGUUAGAGAUAUUGGGAAUUCAUUAGGUGUUGUUGGAGAAGUCAGAAUUAGGGAGCCUAAUGGAGAAGUCCCUGCUGAUGUCAGAGUUCGUGUUAGGACGGACAUUGAUGCAAAGCUUAUCUUUAAUCGCUAUGUGGAGCUUAAUGAAGGGGAGGAUCCAGUCCUUAUUAGAUUUGAGUAUGAUAAGCUCAGGAAGUUCUGUAGAAGAUGUGGUUUUCUGAGGCAUGAAAACAUCGUAUGUCAGGAGAUUGUUAUCUAG